AUGUUACGCGAGAAAGAUCAAAUAAUCGAGGAUGAUACCGUCGCAGUAUUCGUCGCCCUCUUCGCCGUGGCUUUGGCCGCACCCCAAUUGAACAACCAAUACCAAUCCAAUGUCCACCCAAGCGACAAAGACGCCGUCGUCGUGAAGGAAAACCACCACGAAAACAUCGGUGUCGGCAACUACGGAUACUCGUUCGAGCUUAGCAACGGACACGGACGCCAAGAACAAGCUGAAUUCGUCGCCCCACGCAGCGCCGACGAGGAAGGUUUCUACCGCGUCACCGGCUCCUUCAGCUAUGUCGACCCAGCCACCGGCCAGAGCUACACCGUCAACUACGUCGCUGACGAGAACGGUUUCCAGCCCACCGGCGCUCACUUGCCACAAUAA
Messenger RNA from Trichogramma pretiosum, 387 nucleotides. Its product is annotated as endocuticle structural glycoprotein SgAbd-5-like. Gene Ontology annotation, molecular function: structural constituent of chitin-based larval cuticle. Lineage: Eukaryota; Metazoa; Arthropoda; Insecta; Hymenoptera; Trichogrammatidae. The coding region runs from base 1 to 387 and encodes 128 amino acids. Gene Ontology annotation, cellular component: chitin-based extracellular matrix. The record is from RefSeq and is a predicted model, not a curated record. The transcript is spliced from 2 exons.